CUUAACUUUCCUCCUCUCUUUUUGGAAAACUGGUUAUUUUUCAGUUUGAUUUUGCGGAUAGAUCAUUAGUUAAUGUAAUAAUGUAAAAGUAAACUGCAAUUUCUACAUGUAUAUAAUGAUGUGAGCUGUAUAGUAUUAAUGGAAUUAUAAGUUAGAAAACUCGUUAUCGUCAUUUCCUUUAUAUACUAGAGGGACGAAAAUUACGUAGCCAGUGCGUGAGCGUAAGAGCUUAGCUUUAACUUUUACGACCACGUGGGAUGACAAAGCGAGUUAUUUAAAGCGAGUGCACGAGUACCGUCGCAUCUGCUCUGACGCGUGGUGGGCAGAGCUAACGUUACCGUGGUCGAGGUAAGAUAUACCGGUUAGAAGAGGAAGAUUAUAUUCUUUACGUCGGUUCACUUUCUCUUUCUUUGGGUCGUACGACUGGCGAAGAAAAUAGAUUACUUAUGGGAUAAUCUGGAAGAAAAUGAAUGUAAACUCAAUCAGGUCGAACGGAAACGACUGGGAUAGAGAAACAUAACUUUUUCUAUUGACUAAUGCGAUUCAUUAAUCGUAUUUUUUUGUCCUUAAAUCCAAAUUACUAAAAAUAGAUUUUCGGUCCGGUUUUCCAUUGCCGUGAACCGCGCGUAGAUCGAUUGGAGGACGAGCCGUCUUAUCGAUCGUUCUUUGUGUAGAUACGCUCGUAGAAAAAAUUAUGCUAGGAAACAAAUUUUUCGUGCGCGUGGCUGUACCAAUUAGUUGCUCGUCCAAGGUCAAAACCUACGGAUGCUUAAUUUAUUUAUAUUUCGAUUUUUCAAAUUAAUUAAAAAUAUUUUUCUUUUCGUUAUGUUUCUUUUCUAGAAGCACACGUCAAAAACUCGUGUUAUUUUUCUUUUAUAACAUAAAAAUCCUCGCCAACGCUUCAGCAGCAGAAAUUGCAACGUGGUUCCAAAGUACGACUAUCCUAAAAAACAGAAAACAAUUAAAACUGCAUACAUUGGAUAUUCCAGCUAGCUAAGUCACAUUUCCAUGCGAUUCUAAUAGUUUUUCCUUUAUGUCCAACUUUCAUCAACAUGCAACGAGUGUAGCAUUUAGUCAUUUUAAUUAUAAAUAUGGUAACCUCCAACUACUUUCUCUUUUUACUCUCGGAGAAAACACUUUGGUCAAAUUGAUCCGGAUCUUAUCUCAAUUUUUCAUCUGGCUUCUGAAAGUGCCAAUUGCUGGCGUUAUCUCGUUGACGUUAAAGACGUGACCAUCCUUGGAUUGACUCAGGUAUGGCGUAACGAUUUCGAAUUUUUGCCGAUGGAAUCGAAUUUCGGCAGGACGAAGAUGCCGGGCAUUUUGUAAUAAUGCUCGUAAGUAGAGCCGAUAACUUAACCCACAUGACUUCGCGAGCGUAUCCACUGACCCAAUACGAAGGACGUGACCUUAAUGGCGUUUGGUGUCGCACCCUAUCGAAAAUUCUCUUUUCCCGAAGGUUUUUAUCUUGCAAAUUUCUACCCUCCGAAAGAAAAGAAAGGUGCGUUUUUCCGAAUGCGUUCCUCCUCAGUAUAUCGAGCAGGCGGCCAUCUGUCAAGUUUAUUCGUUUAUUUCGGUCCCAUCUCUAUCCCGGGACGACAUGCCUCCGAAACCAUCCAGUUAGUCGGGUCGACAUCUGGGCCGAGUCUCCUCGUUACUCCGGAGCGUAACCUACAUUCGGAAGGUUGACCUGGAUUUGCAUUCCUCCUCCUUCCCGCGGAGGAGAAAUGAACCCGUCCGUUUCGCUAUCGCGUCGUUUUUGUCCCGCCUGUCCAAAGAGUGAUCGAACGCCCGGACGUUUUCUUUAGCUGCGAUAGACCACCCGCUUCCAGCCCGCGGCUUCGUCCUUCGACUAAUUUUUUUUUCUUUUUAACGAGUCGUAGGGGUGAGAGGUCAAGGACGAGUGCCGCUCCUGCAGAUAAGAGUUUGGUUUAUCUGUGCAGUCCGACGCGUGGUUCUUUUUGUGAUGAAGCAGAGAACUAUUUGACCUCGUGGCGAAGAGAAGAAAGCUGGCAGAAGACUGCUGCUAUUUCCGUCUUCAUAAACAGGUUUCGACAUCGACCUCAGUUCGUUGCACAUAAAGGGGUUAAUUACCUGUAUAUCGGUGGUGGCCAAUGUAAAAUCGUGUUCGUUCGUUAGGGGCCAAACGAAAAUGUGACUUUGAAACUGUUCGCAGCCGCCUUCCACCGGGAUUAUUGAUGAUCGGCGCCGGGUCAAGGACGCAGACUAGUGCCAUCUAGUGUCAUCGCAUUUUACUAUUGAUUAUAUUUAAUAGCAUCUGUUCGUCUAGUUGCGCUCGUUUCGAAUUUUCUAAAUUUUAGAAUCUGUCGCACAGCCCGCGUACUAUUUAGUUCGGGUCACCCGGAAAUCGUCAAAUGGCGAAAGUGAUGACGUCAGAUUUUCUUCCCGGAAUAAACGGCGGACCCACCGGGUUCGUUGCACUCGUCGUUCGAAUAUCUUCGAUAGCCAGAAACGUGUUGCAAGGGAGGAUUGUCAGAGAAUGGCUGUAUCAAGAGUUCCUUCUCCUCCACCAGCUAAUGAAAUAAGUACGCCUGUUGCAGAAAGCUGGUGUUAUACACAGGUAAAAGUCAUCAAAUUUUCUUUCAUGUGGACCAUAAAUAAUUUCAGUUUCUGUCGUGAGGAAAUGGGUGAAGUUCUGAAAAGUUCUACUUUCUCUGCUGGUGCUAAUGAUAAAUUAAAAUGGUGUCUAAGGGUUAAUCCUAAAGGACUAGAUGAAGAAAGUAAAGAUUAUUUAUCUUUAUAUUUACUCCUAGUCUCUUGUAACAAAAGUGAAGUUAGAGCAAAAUUCAAAUUUUCCAUUUUGAAUGCAAAGAGAGAAGAAACUAAAGCAAUGGAAAGCCAACGUGCUUAUAGGUUUGUUCAAGGAAAAGAUUGGGGAUUUAAGAAGUUUAUAAGGAGGGACUUUUUACUAGAUGAGGCUAAUGGUCUUUUACCUGAUGAUAAAUUAACAUUAUAUUGUGAAGUAAGUGUAGUGGCUGAUUCAGUAAAUGUAUUUGGUCAAAACAAUUCUAUACAGUUUAAAGUACCAGAAUGUCACCUUUCAGAGAAUUUAGGAAACCUAUUUGAAAGUCAGAAAUUUAGUGAUGUUAUAUUAAGUGUGAAUGGGAGAGAAUUUUAUGCUCAUAAAGCAAUUUUAGCAGCACGUUCAUUAGUGUUUUCUGCCAUGUUUGAACAUGAAAUGGAAGAAAAGAAACAGAACAGAGUUGCAAUCACAGACAUGGAUCAUGAAGUACUUCGAGAAAUGCUUCGCUUUAUAUAUACUGGUAAAGCUCCAAAUUUAGAGAAAAUGGCUGACGAUCUUCUAGCUGCUGCCGAUAAGUAUGCUUUGGAGCGGUUAAAAGUGAUGUGUGAAGAAGCAUUGUGUUCAAACUUGUCAGUGGAAACAGCAACUGAUGUUCUUAUAUUGGCUGACAUGCAUAGUGCAGAUCAGUUAAAAGCACAUGCAAUUGAUUUUAUUAACACUCAUGCAGCUGAUGUCAUGGAAACAGCAGGUUGGAAAAAUAUGGUCUACAGACAUCCACAUUUGGUUGCAGAGGCUUUUCGUGCCUUGGCAACACAACAAAUCCCACCUAUAGGACCACCUCGUAAAAGAAUCAAACAAUCAUAGGGACAUUUAGCAUCUGAUUUGUACAGUUUUUCAUUCAUCUGCUUAAUAUCAAACUGCAAUAAGUUAUUUUUUCAAUGUUCUACCUCCCGUGUUCCCGGCCUUGUCUUCCGCCAUCAGACAGCUCAGCUACCAUAACAGGAUAAGCUGUCUACCUCACCACCGACUAAAGGAGGAAAUGAAAUUAGUCUUUUUUUAGCACGAAAUUAAUUUUGUUAUGACUGCAUUUUUUGUGAAAAGUUCAACUUCCAAAAUAUUUGUGUUUCUAAACAGAUCAUCCAAAGUUUUAGUGUAUUGUUAUAGUGAUGGUCUGAUUUAUGGUAUCAACCAAAGAACUUCGUGAUAUUGAGGAUGCAUCUGAUUUUUUGUUUUCAUGGUCAGUGAAAAAUUCCACAUGCAUAUAAAAUAUAUAUAUAUAUAUAUAAACAUUUGGAAAUAAACUUUUUUCCAUCAUCAUUGAAGUGCUUUUUAAAAUAAAUUCAAGGAAAUAAAUCAUCUUUCAUUAAAUCAAGAACUAUAAUAUAUCAUGUUGAUAUACCAAAAAAGAAAUGCUGCUGCAUUUGUGCAUGUCUGUGUAGAAUUAAGGAAAAGUUUUACAUGUGACUUAUUCUAAAGGAUACCACAAUGUUCCAAACAGACUUGAUGCUUAUGGACCAAACUCUCUUAAAAUAUGAGGCACAAACAGAAUAUCUUUAUUUUGCAGUACAACAGUUUAGGGUCUUCUUAUUAUUAGUUUUCUUUACCUUCCCAAUAUCUUAAGUUGGAAGUACCUCAAAUAUUAGGAAAACCGAGCUUGUAAAAAUUAAUCUGUGAUAAAUUCUGUUUUAUGCAGCAGUUGAAAGAAUUAUAAUUUUAGCUAGUCUGAAUUAGUUUUAAUUUAAGUUUUCCCCCCUCUCUCCUAUAAUUAGGAAAAUUCAACAAAAGUUGCAAGCAAAUGCUUUUGUUACAUUGAGUUUUUUCUAUUGAUGAAUUUAAACUCUCCGUGAUGUGUUGUAACAUACAUUCAUCAAUGUAUAUAUUGUCACAAAACUGUACAACAGAUUUGUGGUGGUGUAACAACAACUGUCAGGUAUAUGUUAUUGCCAAAAGUUUGCUCUUCCUGUAAUAAUUGCACUGAUUCUUCAUACUUAGGAUGUAAUUUCUUCCUAUUCUUCUAUUAAAACUGUUUUUAAAUUGUGGAUUAAGUUUAACACAAAAAUAUCAAUAAUCCAAAAUCUUAAGUGACAAUUUGGAUUUUUUCUUUUUAUUUAAAAGAAAGUAUAAAAUCAAAGCAAGAAAUAUUUUCAUACUUAUUUAUUAUUAAAAGAAAUAUCAGCUUCAGCACUUUAUACCAUUAAGGACAACAGCACUAGAUGUUUGUCUAUGCAAUUUCGAAAUAUAUAUUGUUGACUAGAAUUUUCACAAAUUGAUUCAACUGUUAAAUGUGCAUCAUAAAAAUAAAGAAAAACUUCUUAUUAAAUAAUAAGCUUGAUGGUUCAGAUCAUUUGUCAAAUUAUUCACUGUGUUAAUGCUAAUUUAUAAAUCUUUCAUUGUAAUGUAUUAAGAACUUUUAUUUAUACUAGUUCCUGUAAACAUCACAAUAUCAAAUGCAUGAUUGUAAAAAUUCACCCAAAAGUUGCCAAAAUCAAAUAAUUUUCCUCUGUUUAGUAUUUUGUAACAUUUUAUAUUUUCUUUAUUGUCUUCUGGGAUAAAUUCUGAUCUAAAAUUUCAAAUGUAUGAUGUAAUACUGUAUGAUCUGAACAUAUGAGGCAUGCUUACGAGCGUGCAAUAUCAAAGGCUAUGGACUUCUACCAAUCUCGGCAUUUCAGUUUCAUAUUAAUUGAUUCUAUUUAUCUCUUAUUACUAGAUAAAAUAUCUAAAGAUUUAUUGGGCAGUAAAUUUUUACAUCCUAAAUCUCAGUAAUCGAGAAUAUUUUAACAAUGACAAUGAUAUUUAUUCUUUGGAAAAGUUGGCCUCUUAUUCUUGUAUUUUUUUUUUUUUUUUUAUAGUACAGAGCAUAAAUCAGCCUGAGUAUUCAGAUAUGUCAGCACUGCCCAAUUUUAUGAUUUCAAAUGCCUAAUAUUAUAUAAGUACAAAAUAUUUGUUUUAUAAGAGCAUUAUUGGUGGAGGUCCUUGUCUGAUGUGUUUUGCAACUGUAGAGGGACCUUGCUUCUUAGCACUUGUUGAAUAAAAACUUAGUGACAAAACAUUGUA
Molecule: messenger RNA, 5815 nt
Organism: Centruroides sculpturatus (bark scorpion)
Lineage: Eukaryota; Metazoa; Arthropoda; Arachnida; Scorpiones; Buthidae
Gene: rdx
Product: protein roadkill-like
Exons: 10
Coding region: 2498-3625 (375 amino acids)
Biological process (GO): regulation of proteolysis; proteasome-mediated ubiquitin-dependent protein catabolic process
Cellular component (GO): nucleus; cytoplasm
Molecular function (GO): ubiquitin protein ligase binding
Source: RefSeq, a predicted model, not a curated record